Mytilinidion resinicola is the source of this 1466-nucleotide messenger RNA. RefSeq names its product NIPSNAP-domain-containing protein. NCBI's taxonomy places the organism in Eukaryota, Fungi, Ascomycota, Dothideomycetes, Mytilinidiales, Mytilinidiaceae. Bases 242 to 1255 code for a protein of 337 amino acids. The record is from RefSeq and is a predicted model, not a curated record. The transcript is spliced from 3 exons. Gene Ontology annotation, cellular component: mitochondrion.
GGGGAAGCUCCCUCUGUCACUCACAGCUGCCAUGUUGCUGAGAGGUACCACCCCGUAUUAGACCAGACACAGACUCUCUCCCGCGUGUUCCCCAACACAUCAUCACCCCGACGCCCCUCGCGCCCGCCCUCCCAGAGCUUCACUUCACCGCGCUUUGCUUUGCUUUGCUUUGCUUCUGUCAAUCCCCGCCUCAAUCGCUCUCUUGCUCUCUUGCUUCGUCAACCCCCUCACCACCGGCACAAUGCUUGCACGACGCCUGACCCCGCGUGUUCGCAAUGCCGUCCCCUCGUCACAGCCCGCUGUCGUCGUUUCUCGCUCCUUCAGUGCUCUUCCUGCAGCCCAGGGCCCGGCGAGAGCUCCAGCUCUCGCCGACAUCACACCGGACGCCGCGCCGAAGUUCGACGCCCGGCAGAAGGAAUUUCGUGAGAGCCUGGUCGCCGCGCAGAAGCAGAGGGAGCAGCAACUGAAAGAAGCACGCGCCCGCGAAGCUCAAGAAGGCUCCAAGAAGAAGACCGGCGCUCUUACCUCGCUCAUCUACGGCACACCCGAGGGCCGCGAGCUCGACAAGGACAUCGAGCGGAGCUUCUCCCAAGUCUUGGCGAGAGGCAAAUACGUCCAUUCCAUCGUCUUCCACGAUGUCAAGCCCGACAAGGUGGACGAGUACACCGAGCUCGUUGGAAAGUGGUAUCCGAGGAUGGCAGACAUGCCCGAGAACAAGGUCCAUCUCGUGGGCAGCUGGCGGACAGAGGUUGGAGACUGCGACACAUUCGUGCAUAUCUGGGAGUACCAGCGGUACCAUGGCUACCAUGCCUCCCUAAACGCCAUUCAACAUCACCCCGAAUUCCCAGAGUUUGACGCGAAGCUCAAGACCCUCAUAAACUCGAAGCGAACCUCCCUCAUGCAAGAAUUCUCCUUCUGGCCCACCACAUCUCCACGCCAACUAGGUGGACUCUUCGAACUGCGGUCAUACACAUUGCACCCUGGCAAUCUUCUGGAGUGGGAGACACAUUGGCGCAAGGGCCUUAAGGCCCGUAGAGAGGUCAUGGAGGGCGUAGGAGCUUGGUUCGUGCAGAUUGGCGAGCUCAACACCGUGCACCAUCUAUGGCAGUUUGCAGAUCUGGAAGAGAGGAAGGUCCGGCGCGAACAGAGUUGGGGAGUCGAGGGCUGGGGUGAGACUGUCCACAAGACAGUCCCUCUGAUUCAGACAAUGAAGAGCAGGAUCUUGAUCCCGUGCCCGUGGAGCGCGGUUGCAUGAGGCGGACGCUGCAAUGGAUGUGGGAUAGGCCCAGUACUAGAUAUGGAACAUGUCUAUGAGAAAGCCAGCAGUCCGUGAAGGCAAGGGACAGCUGUGGGAAACUCGAUUACACCUGGAAUGACAGCAGGCGAGAGACACAGGACGAUAGUCAGUGUAGAUUAGGAGCCACAGCGAUAUUCCCGGAAACAGCACCGGUAUCGAACUAUGAUAG